AUGGCUUCCACUUUUCUUCGUGACAACGAUACAACAUGGACGAGAUAUUUGGACCGCAGGUACCAUGAAAUUGAAUUGAGCGCCCUAACAGACGAAACUGCAUUAGAACUGAGUUCGUACUUAGAUAUAAGAAUUUAUUCAUUGGAUGACAACUGGUUUUCGGACUACACUGGUCUCGCUGAGUUGAUUGGUCUUAAUUUUGGGUUUGUUAAAUCUAUUCAGUGUGAAACAACCAAAUCGUUUAGAGUGAUCAGGGAGUGGCAGACGGGUCAGAGUGCAAAGGUGAUUCCUAAUAUUGGGAACCUUGUGAGAGCACUGCUCAGGCUGGGACGGGAGGACAUUUUUCCUGACUGCAUGCCGAACAUUUCAAGAGACGCAGAGCAAUACCUGAAUAACCAUCAUGAAAACUGGGCACCCAUAGGUGCUCUUUACGAUUCACUAACUACAGAUGACUUGCCAGGAAAACCUGCAAUUUAUGAUGUGUUCAUCAUCUACAACGAAGAUAGUGAAAGGUGUGAGUUUUUUGUGCGAGAACUCGUUAGAAAUCUGGAAAGUUCACCAUUUCAUUUAAAAUGCUAUUUUUCUCAAAGAAGUGGGUUGUUCGGUGUCAUGAGACUGGAUAAUUUUACAAGAGUGUUGGAAGAACGAUGCAAACAUUCAAUAGUUGUUCUUUCUCCGGAGUACAACAACUGCGAGACUUGUAGUUUCCUUUCCAGCAUGGCAGUCUUAUUGUCAGCCAGAAAUCGCAGCAGACGUAUAGUUCCCAUACUUAUCGACGGCUACCAGGAGAGUCAAAUCCCUGAUGUUCUGAGAAUGCAGAACGCGUGGCGUUUUCCCGGAAACGAAGAUCAUGUGCAAUGGCGUAGAAUGGCUUUAUCUGUAUGCCGAUUUUGCUAG
Messenger RNA from Candidula unifasciata, 897 nucleotides. NCBI's taxonomy places the organism in Eukaryota, Metazoa, Mollusca, Gastropoda, Stylommatophora, Geomitridae. The record is from the annotation of a GenBank genome assembly.